GUGAUAGUUUGAAAGUUGUCAACAGAGGGAAGAAGAAGAGAAGGAGAGGAGGAGGAGAGGAGGACAGGAGCGGAGCGGAGCACACGGAGCUCCGAGCAGGAGGAGCGAUGGGCUGCAGCCACAGCAAGAGGAAAAGCAAAGCCAGGAAAGUGGAGAAGAGUCAGAACGGCGAGAGCCAGCGAGAUGGAGGAGGCCAUCGUAUGUCGGCGGAUCCAGACGUCUGUCUGGAGAAGCAGGUGGAGCGCUUCGAGUGGCAGCUGAGGAUCCUAAAGGAGGUGCUGUCGGCCAACGGGAACCCGGAGGGGGCGGAGCUUCUGAAGGAACACGCCGACGUGGAGGUGUGCGCCCUCGUCCUGAGCAUCUUCGACAAGGUGAAGACGGAGACGGCGGCUGACCUGAACGUCCGGCACGAGCAGAGCAGCCAGCUGCUGACGGAGGAGCACCAGCGACACGUGGAAGAGCUGCAGCAGAAACACCAGCAGGAGAAAACUGAGCUGACGGAAAAGUUCCAGGCAGCAGAAAACAUCCUGAAGGCUGAAGUGGAGAAACUGUCGGCUGAGCUGCAGAUUUACAAGCAGCUGAAGAGGCGAGUGGCGGAGUCCACCUUCAAGAAAGACCUGCUGAGGAACAUUCAGGCCCACGGCAGCCCCGGUGCAUUCUGGGAGUCUGAGCAGGAGUCGCUGCUGUUUGUCAUCGAGAUGAAAAGCGAUCGGUUGCAGGAGCAGCAGAGGAAGCUGCUGCAGAUGGACACACUGGUGGAGAAGAAUUUAUCUCUGGAGGAUCAGAUCGUUCAGGUCCUGCAGCAGAACGAGGACCUGAGAGUCCGGAUAGAGAACUGUCAGACCUUCAUCCAGGCGCUGUCCAAGGAGCAGCAGGACCUGAAGGCGGCGCUGGAGCGGCAGCUGGUCGUCAACCAGAACCUGUCUCAGGAGAAAGAGCAGCUGAUGUUCAAGCUACGGCACCGGGACUCCUGUCCGACCAUCCACCUGCCGGCCAUCGUGCAGGAGAUCUCCCCGAGAUGACUGUUGGGAAUUGAACCGUGUGCAGUUCACUGUUUGGGUCAGACGGUGGACUGCUGAGAGACCAGGUGGAUCAGAUCCACACCAAUCAGAAGCCGAGCAGUUUUCAGAGCCACUUCUCGUCCCAACAAGCCGCCUGGAAGCUUCCCCUCAGGGACUCAGACACGUUUUACCGCCGAUGGAGGACGACACAGCGGAAAACACACCCCAGCCGCUCGUUCCGCCGCCGCCUGGAUUGACCUCUGCAGCCUCCUGCUGCCAGGACGCCUCUCAGACUGAUUAGCAGAAAGCCGUGACUCCACCUCGGUAUUUUCUGGUAUUAAAAUGUUGACAGCAGAAAACAGAAGGAUUACGCUCCAAACCCCCGGCGGCUCUCGGUCACCACGCCGUUCCUCACCUCAACUUGUUUAUUUCACUUCAUCCAAGCCAAGCAGAAACCACGGAGAAGGUUCUGGAAAAGUUUAAUCUUUAAACACACGAUAAUGACCGUUUAAACUCCACACACACCUGAACGACCCUCCCGGUCUGGCCUCUCAGUGCCUUGCUGAGGCUGUUUUCACUCUUUGCCUUCACGCGUGUGGUUCGUCUCGAUCACGGCUUUUAUUUCCUGCUCAGAUCACUGCUGCUGUUAGCCGUUAGCUGUUAGCGUUUGAUUUCCAGUAUUUUAGAAGUGCGGCAUCACAAACUGUGAAGUCUGUUUCGGGUUUAUAAAAUCGUUUAUUGAGCCUUUAAAUCAACGGUUUUCUGUUUCAAUUCUGUUUAACAAGCGAAGGGCCUCCAGGCUGUUAGCAUGUUAGCUUCUCCAUACCUCUAAUUCAGCAGUGUGACGAUGGAUCGGUCAGAUACUUGCUGGGCUUGCUGGCUCAUCACCAGGAGCUCAGCUCGCUUCACAGCCGCCAUGAUCCUCAGUUCAGGUUCAGCCGCUACACUUCCCAUCACUGUCCGAGAGGCCUUUAAGUGCGGCUGGAUUUUGUUUUUUUUGUUCUGUUUUGAAAGAUGCUAUACUUACUGUGUUUCUAUGGUUUUGCCAAACAAAGGACAAAAAGAAAUCAGUGUUUGGACUCUUUCUCCUCCCGCACCAGCACUUUGACCAGGACUUUUACCAGACGUUUGUACAGGAGAAAGGGUUCUUCUCAUCUUGUACAGUUUUAGCUGUUUUUCCUGCUUCUCACCUGUAAAAAGUUUAGUUUUAUCCAGCAGUUUGAUUGAUUUCAUGUAGAUACACUCAGAUCUUUCCUUUUUGUUGUUUUUUUUUUUUUUUUUUUUUUGGUUUGAUUGAAUAAAAAUCUGUAAAUAAGUUUGUUUGACUUGUAAAGAGAGAAACACAC
Messenger RNA from Salarias fasciatus (jewelled blenny), 2347 nucleotides. RefSeq names its product coiled-coil domain containing 69 (gene ccdc69). Bases 108 to 1022 code for a protein of 304 amino acids. The record is from RefSeq and is a predicted model, not a curated record. Gene Ontology annotation, molecular function: microtubule binding. Lineage: Eukaryota; Metazoa; Chordata; Actinopteri; Blenniiformes; Blenniidae. Gene Ontology annotation, cellular component: nucleus; cytoplasm. The transcript has 9 exons.